AUGGCGGCGACGUCACCACUUCCACUGCCGGGGGCGGCGGAUAUUCUCAGAAGACCGUCUCUCUACGUCGGGGAUCUUCACCCCGACACCACCGAGAGGGAUUUGAUGGAGAAAUUUUCUAGUGUCGGAACAUUGGAUUCCGUUCGCCUAUGCACAGAUACCGUGACGAAGAGAUCUCUUUGCUACGCUUAUGUCAAUUUCCUUUGUUUUUCUGAUGCUUUAAAGGCUAUGACACUCCUGAACCACACUCCCCUGAGGGAGAAGCCUAUGAGGAUCAUGUGGUGUCAAAGGGAUCCACUAGUAAGAAAAUCUGGAAUUGGCAAUCUUUUCAUCAAGAACCUAGCACCUUCAGUAACCAGUGCUCAAUUGGAGAGGAUAUUUAGCAACUAUGGGACAAUAGUCUCUUGCAAAGUUGUUGAGGAAGAUGGAAAGAGCAAAUGUUUUGGAUUUGUUCAGUUUGAUUCAGAGCAGUCAGCGAUGAUUGCCAUCAGUUGUCUCCAUGGCACAAUGCUUGAAGGGAAAAAAUUAUAUGUCUCCAAAUUUAUCAAGAAGCAAGAGAGGGAGGUUCCACGUGAAGACCUCAAAUUCACCAAUCUCUAUGUGAAAAACUUCGAUGACGAUCUGACAGAGGAUCUCUUGAGAGAGAAAUUUUCAAAAUAUGGGAAGGUCCACAAUGCUAUCAUUAUGAGGGAUGAAAAGGGAAAGUCAAGAGGCUUUGGCUUUGUCAAUUUUUAUUCACAUGAAGAUGCUAAGAGGGCUGUUGAGGGUCUGAAUGGUGCAUUACUUGGAUCCAAGCAGCUAGUUGUUGUAAGGGCCCAAAAGAAAAUUGACAGAGAGGAGGUCUCAAGAUGUGUAGAUGAUGACUCUAUUAGCAUUGAGCACCAGAAACCAGAGGCUUCCAAUCUGUAUGUGAAGAAUCUCAGUCUAUCCAUGGAUGACAGAAAGUUAAAAGCACUAUUCAGUACUUAUGGAAAGGUAACUUCAGCAAAGAUCAUGCGUCAUGAUGAUGGUGUCAGUAAGGGAUUUGGCUUUGUGAGUUUUUCCAAUCCUGGAGAUGCAAAGAAGGCUAUGGAUUCACUUAAUGGCACAACUUGUAAUGGAAUGUGCUUGUAUGUGGCCUUAGCUUGGUCCAAGGAAGAACGCCCUAGGGCGGCCUUAGCACCACGCAAGCCACUGUUUCCCACUUCUAACCAGGAUAUUAUCAUGCCUACACUUCAUGAGUUCCUUUACUAUGUCCCUCCUUAUUCUGUGUCAAUGUCAAUUCCAGACUUCAAUCCUUACCAGUCUACAUCUCCAACGUAUCAAACUGUUGGCAGACAGAUGGGUACAUUCUUUCCUGCAGGGAUGUACACUUUUCGAGGAAACAACAACUUGAUAUAUGACACAGAGAAACAGUCCCCUAAUAAGCACCUCAUCUGCCAGUAUAAUAAACCUACGAAGCCUGUUCCUCCGAAUGAUUCUGCUGCACCAGCUACUGCUAAACAGGGAAAU
Molecule: messenger RNA, 1491 nt
Organism: Ipomoea triloba (trilobed morning glory)
Lineage: Eukaryota; Viridiplantae; Streptophyta; Magnoliopsida; Solanales; Convolvulaceae
Product: polyadenylate-binding protein 4-like
Exons: 7
Cellular component (GO): cytoplasmic stress granule; nucleus; cytosol
Molecular function (GO): poly(U) RNA binding; poly(A) binding; mRNA 3'-UTR binding
Source: RefSeq, a predicted model, not a curated record